AUGUGAAAUUAUUUUUGUGUUAUUGCUUAUUAAUUUCUUAAUAUGUUUGAACUGAAAUAUACUAAGAAAAUUUAAGAAAGACAACUUAAAACUAAAAUUAAAUUUUGUGAAUUUGUCAGUAAUUGUUUCUCCAUUUGACAUUUCGGAAAAUUAAUCAGCAUAAAGCUUAAGCGAGCGUAAAAUUUUAUUUUUAUUUACAAAAUUUGAAAGCAUCGCCCACGUGUGAUGUCGAACAUAAACAAACACUUGUUUUGAAAUAAAUGUAUAUUAAUUUGUUUCUUUACAAACAAAAACAGCUGAUUUCGUUUAUAUUUUUCUUAGGUAUACAAAACAAUAAUGUUAAGUGUACCCAUAGAGGAAUUUCCGGAUGGACACGGAGUUCGACAAACUGAUAGUAUGUCGAAUAUAAGUGAUAUAUCCGCACAGACAGUUCAGACAAAUCGCCCAAAAAUGGAUGUGGCUUGUGUUAUGGAUAUAACGCAAUCAGAAAACUUGAAUGAACGGAAAUCUGCGUUAGAAGACAUUAAACAGGCUUGUUUUUCUGUUAACGCAAAUUUUCAAUAUGUCCAGUUUGACAAGUUAGAUUUUGGAGAAACAAAUGUCUUAGAAACUUUCUAUAAUGCAGAUGUCGUGAUAAUUGAUUUAAGUGUUUUGGUUCAACAAAGUUCCUUGUUUUAUCAUUUGGGAGUGCGUGAAAGUUUUGGUAUGAAAGAAAACAUCUUACUAUAUAAUGAUAAUGAUACUCAGCAUACUUUGCGACUCAAAAUAUCUUGUGAAAAUUAUACAUUUUUACCGUAUAAAAGGCAAGAAUGUGGGACAGUAAUGAUUACAACUAAAGAACAAACAGAAGCUAAAACAACAUCACUCAUCCAUAAAAUAAAGAAACUUCUUCAGGAUGUUGAAAUAACCUCGAAAGCUCACAUGCGCGAAAAAUUCUUACAAGAUUUGCGUGCAGCUAGAGAAGAACAUGCUGGUAAUUCAGAAGAAUUAUCGAGAAUAUUACAAAAACUUAGAAAACGUCUUGAUGAUCCUCAUGUGCUUUCUGGAGAAGUAGUUCACAGUUAUAUGUGCUCCCUGAGAGAUGUUCAAGAUUAUGACUCUAUGGUACAUUUAGUUAAUGAACUAAAAACUAUACCGCAUAAACGAAAAUAUGUGGAAACAGGAAAUAUGUGUUUUUUGUAUGCGUUUGCUUUAAAUAGAAGAAAUAAUGAAGGAGAUCGACAAAAAGCACUUGAAUCUUGUACAAAAGCUUUAGAAAAAAAAGAAAAUCGUUUUCCAGAUAUGCUGUGCCUUUGUGGUCGAAUUUAUAAAGAUCUGUUUGCAGAAUCUGAUUACACCGAUAAGAAUUGCCUUGAUAGUGCCAUAAAAUGGUAUAGAAAAAGUUUUGAGGUUCAACCGAACGAAUACGCUGGUGUUAAUUUGGCAACACUGUUAGUUAUUGACGGUAAAAGUUUUUCUGAUACAGCAGAGCUUCAACAUAUAGCAAUGGUUUUAAAUAAUCUUAUUGGGAAAAAAGGAAGUUUGUCAUCAUUAACGGAAUAUUGGGAUGUUGCAACUUUUUUUGAAAUUUCUGUUUUAGCUGAAGAUUACUCGAAGGCCAUUCAAGCUGCAGAGUGCAUGUUUAAGUUAAAACCACCGAAUUGGUAUUUAAAAUCUACUGUUGGUAAUAUUACUUUGAUUGAAAGAUUUAGAAAACGUUCUGAAGAUCAAAUUCAAACCCCUGAGGAGCAAAUAUUUCAGUUUUGGAUGGAUUUUUUUUUGGAAGCCAUUGACGAUACUGAUGCGUACAGUAUACGUUAUCCUAUAUUGAUAUAUGAACCACAAAAAAUAUAUAUGCCUAGUUACGUUAACGUAAAUAUAGAUGCAGACGAAAAAAGUAUUCAAAUUAUUAAUAUGUGUGCUCAACAUUCAAAAGGAGUUUGCAAAAAAGUUCAUGACUUUUUAUUUAUGGCUGAUCAAAUUAAAUCCGUCAGUUUAUACAAACGUGAUGAAAGAUGCGCUUAUCUUUACGUUCACCAUAAUUCUGAUGAUUUUCAAAUGUACUUUCCGUCUGUUCAAUGUCGCCAACGAUUCUAUGAUCUUAUUUUGAAAAUGACAGCUGACCAAAAAGUUUUUGUUGAUUUGUCAAUAGAUGAAACUCAAAUACAAUAUGAGUAUGAUUUCGAUGAUCAAAAUAGAAAAGUCAUAUUAGGGAAAGGGUCAUAUGGGGUUGUAUAUGCUGCCAGAGAUUUAAAUACACAGGUACGAAUCGCAAUAAAAGAAGUGCCAGAAAAGAUUACGCAUGAUGUCCAACCUUUACAUGAAGAAAUCAAAUUACACUCUCAAUUACGGCAUAGAAAUAUAGUUCAGUAUCUCGGAUCUGUUUCUGAAGAUGGAUUCUUUAAAAUUUUCAUGGAGCAAGUACCUGGAGGCUCUUUAUCAGCCUUAUUAAGAGAAAAAUGGGGACCAUUAAAGGAUAAUGAGUCAACUAUUGUGUUUUAUUCUAGACAAAUUCUAGAAGGAUUGAAAUAUUUGCACGACCAAAAGAUAGUACACCGCGAUAUAAAAGGGGAUAACGUUCUUGUUAACACUUAUAGUGGCGUCGUGAAAAUAUCUGAUUUCGGAACUUCCAAGCGAUUAGCUGGUAUAAAUCCAAUUACAGAAACUUUUACAGGCACGCUUCAAUAUAUGGCACCAGAAGUUAUAGAUCAAGGUGUAAGAGGUUAUGGUCCUGCCGCCGAUGUUUGGUCCUUUGGCUGUACUAAUGUUGAAAUGGCUACCGGAAAUCCUCCAUUUAUAGAACUAGGUUCUGCUCAAGCAGCUAUGUUUAAAGUUGGUUAUUAUAAAAAGCAUCCGGAGAUUCCUUUUGAACUCUCUCCUUUAGCAAGAAAUUUCAUAUUAAGAUGUUUUGAAGUGGACGUCAACAAAAGGGCUACGGCAAGUCAACUUCUAGAAGAUCAUUUUUUGUCAGAACACAGAAAAGCUCGCCCAUCAGUUGCUGGAAGUAAUCCAGAAUUAUCAAGAAGUACUUCUGUACCAAUGGAUCGUUUAAUACAUAAGAAUAUCAGUUCCGCAAUGUCGUCAACGAACAUUUCAUCACCUUCAACACCAGAUGUGGACAUAACAUUUAUGUCAUCUUCAACAAAUUCAUCCCUAUUUAAUAAAACUAAAACCAGAGGAUAUAGCACGGGGCUACCACCAAUCCAAAUACCAAAGUUGGCUUCUAAUACAAGUCUGAUAAAUACCCCAAGUAUAGAAGCUGAGUCAGAAACAACCGCAAGUUAUACAAGGCGAAACUCUUCUGGAGUAAUGUUGUCACCUGAAGUUGAAUUAACUGGAACGUCUUCCUCAAAAUCUAAUUUAACUGAUACCAGUGAAAGUGAUGGGUUUUAUUUACUCAAAAAGGAUUCCCAAAGACGUACUACUCUAUCUAAAGUGUUAGCUUUAGAUGAAAUAAAAAUUUGUGAUGUUUGGAUGGAAAAGAUUGAAAAUAAUCAUAAUCCAGUUGUGAUUUCAAAGGAACAUUUGGAAAUUAUAGUACGUGCAUUACGGGAAUACAUAAUUGAACAAAAUGAAAGAUUAUUAGAAGCAGCCAUGAGCGAUUUAAAAAAAAAUUUAGAUUUCGAUUCUACUGCUAUUGAUCAUGUUCAUCUGGCGCUUUAUUCAUUUCAAGAUGCAGUUGUUACCGUUUUAAGAUCACAUAGUAUCAAACCACAUUGGAUGUUUGCAUUAGAUAAUUUGGUAAAAAGUGCUGUACAAGCUGGUAUAAAUGUUUUAUCACCGGAAUUAGGAGCAAAUCUUGCCGGUGAAGAAAUUAUAGGUUCAGCUGAAGAUGACGAAAAUGAAGAAAUGUCAACAUCUGGCGUUAGUACUGUAAACUCAAAAAGACUGCAACCGAAACUAAUGGAGGCAAAAAAAUAUUUAGUAACAGAGGAAUUAAGUCACCUAAGAUUAGAAAACGCUCGAUUAUUACAGGAUUUAAUACAAUGUCAAAAGACUUAUCAAAAUUUAUUAAAAUCAACAAUUGAAGAGCAAAAUUUAAAUUUACUUGUGCUGAAAAAUUUUACGCAGCAAAUGUCGUAUUUAUCUGAUUCAAAGAAUCGGAAUUCAUCUAUAGGGUAUCAUAGUCAAGAGUCUAACGAUUUAUUAAAAGCACCGGAAAAUGCUAAUAAUGUUUCAACUAGUCCCGGUGAAAUAUCUGCUACAUCUUCGACAGCCUCAUAUAAUGAAGUUGAUGGACGUAUAGCGACUUCAAAUAAUUUAAAUUUUACUAAUACAGCACAAAAUCCUCAACAUUUAUGUAUAAAGCCUUGUGUAAAUCAGUCUGAAUUAUUUAAAAAUGACCAAGAAUUAAUUGAAUGGCUAAAGAGACAUUAUUUUAAUACGUAUGUUAUUAAUAAAAUUCUUCAAGCAGAUUUUACAUACGAAAAUUUUAUAUGGUACACUGAGAGGGAUGAUUUAAAGAGAUUUGGAUUAAGGCUUGGUGACGAAAUUAACCUUUGGAGGAGAAUAAAAGAGGAGCGUUGCGGCAAAAAGCAUAAAAUCAAAGAUAAUAAUGAUCAAGUCAAAGUAAUGAAAAUUGACAAAUCAACUAGUCAUGACAACACUAAUGACAUUCAAAAAUCAUCCAGUUUUACAUCUAAUUAUGCAAGUGUAGAUUCGUCAGAUGAAGUUGCUGGUAGCGAUUACGAAUCAUGUAAUGGAUUAGAAGAAAAAUAAAAUAUUCAAAUCAAUUUUGCUAAAUAUAGUAGAUAUAUAAUUUUUAUAAUAAAAAAAAUUAACAAUAAC
This is a messenger RNA of Condylostylus longicornis, 4767 nucleotides long. RefSeq names its product mitogen-activated protein kinase kinase kinase 15 (gene Ask1). Gene Ontology annotation, biological process: MAPK cascade; protein phosphorylation. The record is from RefSeq and is a predicted model, not a curated record. The transcript has 13 exons. NCBI's taxonomy places the organism in Eukaryota, Metazoa, Arthropoda, Insecta, Diptera, Dolichopodidae. Bases 337 to 4698 code for a protein of 1453 amino acids. Gene Ontology annotation, molecular function: protein binding; ATP binding; protein kinase activity.